CUUUGCGCCGCAGUUGGUUCCGGCUCUUGCGCGCGCGCGGUCGACCUCCCUGCAUUCGAAUCCGUUUUCUUUGAGCAGGACAGUCAUGGCCAGAUUCUCUCUCGUCCUCGGGCUGCUCGUGGUGUCGCUGACGGCGUUUACCGAAGCCAGGAGCCCCAUUCCCCCAAGAUUCAGGCCAGGAGGAUCUGUUAUAAACCCCUGUAACACCGUCUGCCCCGCCCUCUACGCCCCUGUGUGCGGCAGCGAUGGGCAGACGUACCCCAGCCAGUGCAAUCUGGAAGCGGCCAGGUGCAGGAACCGGAGACUGAGAGCCGUGAGCCAGGGAGAGUGCGGAUUCAGGCCAGGCACAGGAGGGCGCCCUUCCUGUGGCAUCAGCAUCUGCCCCGCCAUCUACGCCCCUGUGUGCGGCAGCGACGGGCAGACGUACCCCAGCCAGUGCAAUCUGGAGGCGGCCGCGUGCAGGAACCGGAGACUGAGAGCCGUGAGCCAGGGAGAGUGCGCGCCUUCUCAAAACUGCCCGACUGCUUGCCCCUUCAACUACGACCCGGUGUGUGGCAGCAACGGGAAGACCUACUCCAACGAGUGCGCUUUGGAGGCAGAGAAGUGCUCCGUCAGAGGACUCACCCUGAGACACAGGGGGGAAUGCUAGACCCCACCGGAGCGAAAUCCCCGCCCACGCCCCGCCACGCUGACUCCCCACCCCAGUCUCCUCUGACAAACCCCCCCCCACCCCCUCCUCACCCCUCCCCCGGAUGAACGCCAACGCUGCUCCGACCAUCAAUCAACACCAAUCUAAAAAAAAAAAAAUGGGUCAAAAUUGGUUCCUCUUUUGUAAUUCAAAGAUUAUUUAGGCAUUUGUAGAGCCAUGCUUUGUUAUGAGUUAUGUUCUUCCAAAUUAAACUUAU
Messenger RNA from Penaeus vannamei (Pacific white shrimp), 905 nucleotides. Its product is annotated as four-domain proteases inhibitor. Gene Ontology annotation, molecular function: protein binding. The record is from RefSeq and is a predicted model, not a curated record. NCBI's taxonomy places the organism in Eukaryota, Metazoa, Arthropoda, Malacostraca, Decapoda, Penaeidae.